AUGUUCCUCCAGGUAUGCACCAUGUCUGACAUUGUGACUGCUGAUGGCAGGUUUAUUCGUCGCUCUGCAUGGAAUGGGCUCAGGGAUGAGUGCUGCCGCUCGCCAUACCAAUGGCCACAAACAGUUUGCCCAACAAGGCAACACUGGGACCUGUGGCAGACCACCUUGUCCAGAGCCCUGCUUGCCUCCAACGGGCCACAUCACCCACUACAACAGCCCUUGGGGCCAUGGACUGACCGUCUGGAGGACUGGAAUUGGUUGCUAUCACCCCCACAGGUCUUUUCCACCGCCAUGGGGCAACCUGGAAACACUUUUGCUCUGAGGGCUCCCCCACCACGUCACGUCGCUACGCACCAGGGCCGAUCUGACAGGGUUCUUCUCACCGGUACUGGCCGUGCCUCUGAACCGUCUUCUCCCUCCAGCCCAUCCAUCCUUCACGCGUGGCAAAUGGCUGCCAAGCUCUGUACCGACUAUUACGGGUGGGUCCCCGAUGACAUCAAGGUUCAUGGUGACAAAGCCAUCUUAGCUGCUGCUCUGUUGGACGGUCGCCUGUGUGCGAUCAGCGAUGGAUCCUUCAAGAAGGAAUUGGGGACUGCGGCGGUUCAACUCCUGGUGAAGCAUGGAGGAUGCCAUCGAAUCAUCAUCCGGUGUCAGACUCCCGGUUUGCCCCAGGACCAGAGUCCAUACCGCAGCGAGCCCAUUGGUCUGUUGGCCUGUAUAAUGGCGGUCGAUUGGCUCCUUGAGCAAUGGUCCCCAAACAUUUUGACUGGCCCCAAGGUGCGGAUUGCUUGUGAUGGCCUUUCUGCUAUUGAGAUGGCUUUUGAAGAUCGUCCACUGUCUCCAACUGAUGCCCAGUUUGACUUGGUAUCGUCCAUUUGGGAAGCUCUCCUUCGGUCCCCAGUGGAUUGGGCGCCCCAGCACGUGUAUGGUCACCUCGACAAGUCCAAUCUCUUUGAUGAACUUUCUUGCUGGGAGAAACGGAACCUUGAGGUGGAUGGAAUGGCGGUGGAGUACUGACUACAAAGGUGGUCUACUAAACAUUGUGUGGGCGUGUGCGGCACAGGCAAAUUUAAAGUUCUAUGGGGUCUGGAGAAAUCAGCAGCUUGCCCACGCUGCGGCGACUUUGGGGAUCAUCUGCAUGUUCCCCGCUGCCGAGCCGCUUUGGCCACAGCUGAAUGGGAUUGUUGCACUGCCUCUGCAUUGAAAGGCAAGUCAACAAGACCAACUCCGAAGAAGAUGUACAACAACUUCUUCAGUCCACCAGAGGAAUUAUAUCCGCACAAUCGAUCUACUACCGUCUGUAUUGAUCACAUGGAGAUCGAGAAUGCUAAGUUUCUCACCUGCAUUGAUACCACUGUGCGUUAUUGCUCAUGUAUUCCCGUGCAGAACCUGAAGACUGACCCUGUAUUUGAAGCAUUGGAUAAGAUAUUCCGCCGCUACAACAAGGCAGGCUUUCAAGUCAAGAUCAUCAAGUGUGAUCGGGCAUUCAUUCCUCUCACGGAUGAUAUGCUAGACAAUAUGGGUGUUACUAUUGACCCGACUGCAGCUGGAGACCACGAGCCUACCGCUGAGCGAAACAAUAGGACGUUGAAAGAAAGAGUCAGAGUAGCUCUUGCACGAUUACCCUACAAAGUGGUUCCAAAAGUGAUCACUGAAUGUCUUGGACGUCGAGCCGCCAAGCUAUUGAAUGUCUUUCCCCAGAAAGACAGUAUCUCAUCACAUUUCAGUCCGCAGCAACUCAUUGAUAAUGUCAAUAUCAACUACAAGAGUGACAUGGUUGCUGAACUUGGACAAUAUGUUCAUGCAAUUGGGACGGAUUCCAGCAAUUCAAUGGAACCCCGAAGUAUCAAAGCAAUUUACAUUGAACCUACAAAGGGACAAUGUACUGGGCACCGAGUGCUCAACCUCAAUACUAAGAAGAUGAUUUCCCGACCCAAGGUCGUUGUACUACCCGUUACCAAUCAAGUAAUCCAGCGUGUUGAAGCUUGGGCUGCUGCCAAAGGUGUUACUUCCAUGAAGUUCUUUGAUAAGAAGAGAGACUUGGAGACAUUUCAAGAUGGCAAUCAAAUUGCAGGAGUGGAUGAUAUGGAACAAGGUUACUUAGAAGAAGCCUUUGAUCAGGACUAUGAACCUGAAGAUGAAGAUGAACGUGAUUUCAACCUACAUGGACAAUUUAAUGAUAUUGAUGACUCGGAAAGAGAAGAGCUCUUGGGAGAUGCAGAGAAUGAUGUUGAUGAUAUGCCAGAACUCACUGUCAGAUUCCGUAGAGAUGAUGACCAUGAAUCAGACGACAAUUUGGGUGAUGAAGGCAAUGAAGAGGAAGAACCUACUGUGGCCGAUUUGGAUCACCAUCAAGAAAAUGUCGAUAGAGGAACCGAUGAUAUUGGGAGCCUUGUUACUGAUCUGGAGGACCUACAAGAACCACCAGAAGAAGAGAUUGUAUUUGAGCCUGAAACGCCUCAAAUAGCAAAAGUCACUCGAUCCGGGCAAACGUAUGCGCAAGCUGCAAUGUCUGGGCUGAACCUUUCUCAAGUUCCAAAGAACCAAGAGAAUGGCCUUCAAGCAGGAGUGGCAAUUGGGAAUGAGAUUAAAGCUGAUUAUGAAGAGCACGACGCCAUUGUGAUCGCUUGUUGCAUGAUGCAGAUCAAGGCCAAGUUCGAUACUGACAAAGGUCUGAACUUCAUACAACAGUAUUACAUCAAUCAAGGACUGAAGAAGUUUGGUUAUGAUGGAAAGGAUGCUGUGGAUAAGGAAUUGAGACAAAUGCUCCUGAGAGAUUGUUUCACUCCCAAAUUUGUUAAAGACAUGACCGCGUCUGAGCGAAAGAAGGCCCAAUCAGCGAUGAUGUUACU
Molecule: messenger RNA, 2852 nt
Organism: Cylindrotheca closterium
Lineage: Eukaryota; Bacillariophyta; Bacillariophyceae; Bacillariales; Bacillariaceae
Source: the annotation of a GenBank genome assembly